AUGCCCUCCUCCCGGGACCUGUCCCCCGUGGGCAAACACCGGCGUCCAAGGCGUGAGGACAUCCACAGCCCGCUUCUGGGAGGGGUGACCACCCACCGCCCUCCACGGUGCCCCUGCCAGCACCCCCACCCCUUCCUGGCUCCUCCCUCCCUCAUGGCCCCGAGUGCCGGGGGUCUUCAGGCCCCUUCAGGAGCUGUCCUCCGGGGGCCGUCUGUAAGCGCCGGGGUCACUGCCCUGCCCGCGGGGGGCUCUUCUCAAACCGUUCCUUCCCUCAGCCUCCCAGUCUUAACGCUCAGCUACCCUGCCCGCCUCACCGUCCGCGCUGCAGACGCGGGCGCCCUUCCUGGCGCCCCGCGCCAGCCUCCAGCCGGCCCCCAAACUCUCCCCCUCGCCCCCCUCUCAGCCCACGCCCGCACUGCGAAAUGCCCACUUCGGGCAACAGCCUCCGUCCACGCCAAGCUGGCCCUGACCCUCAGCGCCACCUCAGAGCCCCGCGUGCGCCAGGCCCGCCUGGAGGCCCCGAUGCGGCUCCUGGCCGCCUUGGGGACACACAUCCCCCUCCCCCGGACACCUGAGCUGCCGUGGCCCCGGGUCCACCCGCCUGCAGGCCGCUCUGCAGCACCCUGGGCUGAACCGGGCCUCCCCGGUCGUGUCCCGCGUGGCCUGCGCCCCUGUCCUAGGGCCCCUCAGAGGCUGACUGCGCCCGCGGGCCGCGAGCAGAGCCGCCUGGUUCAGGCCCACCCCCAUCCCCCGACCCUGGCACUGGUGUUAACCCUGAAACGGCAUCCUGACGCCUGCAUCCCCCCCCAGUGA
Messenger RNA from Rangifer tarandus platyrhynchus (Svalbard reindeer), 813 nucleotides. NCBI's taxonomy places the organism in Eukaryota, Metazoa, Chordata, Mammalia, Artiodactyla, Cervidae. The record is from the annotation of a GenBank genome assembly.